This is a messenger RNA of Nothoprocta perdicaria, 1060 nucleotides long. RefSeq names its product immediate early response 5 (gene IER5). The record is from RefSeq and is a predicted model, not a curated record. The transcript has a single exon. Lineage: Eukaryota; Metazoa; Chordata; Aves; Tinamiformes; Tinamidae. The coding region runs from base 22 to 678 and encodes 218 amino acids.
CCGCCGCCGCCGCCCGCGCCCAUGGAGUUCAAGCUGGAGGCGCACCGCAUCGUGAGCAUCUCGCUGGGCAAGAUCUACAGCGCGCGGGGCCAGCGCGGCGGCCUCAAGCUGCACAAGAACCUGCUGGUGUCGCUCGUGCUGCGCAGCGCGCGGCAGGUCUACCUGAGCGAGCCCCCCGAGGAGCCGCCCUGCGCCGCCGCGUGGCCCCCCGCCCAGGAGGAGCCGGAGCCGCCGCCGCCGCCGCGCGAGGAGGCGCCUAGGGGCGGCCCGUGGGACUGCGGGGGCCCGCGCGCGCCGCGCUGCUGCUGCGGCGGCGGCGGCGGGUGCGCGGCGGGCGGAGGCGUCGCGGCGCUGCCCGGCUGCUCCCGGAAACGCGGCGCCGCCGAGCGCGCCCAGCCCGCCGCGCCCCUCAAGAAGCCCCGGCGCGAGGCCGAGGAGCCGCCGCCGCGCGAGCCGCCGCAGCCGCAGGAGGACAUGGAGACGGGCAACGUGGCCAACCUCAUCAGCAUCUUCGGCUCCAGCUUCUCGGGACUGCUCGGCAAGGAGCCGCCGGGGCGGAGGCGCCGCGACGGCAGCGAGGCGGCGGGCGGCGAGGCGGGCGAGCCGGGGCAGAUCUGCUGUGACGAGCCGGUGCUGCGGACCCUCAACCCCUGGAGCACGGCCAUCGUGGCCUUCUGACACCGCGAGCCACAGACUCGGCCCGCCGCCGGCACGGGGGCAGCGCGCGGAGCGUGCGGGGUGGCCCCCCGCCGCCUCGCCUUUUAAGCUGGGAAAGCGUUUAUUAAAUAAAGUCUCUAUUUUGGAAAGGCCUAGGUCAGGAAUCUUACACGGUGCUUUUAGAAAGUGUUCAUGGAGAGGAACGAAGUUUACAGGCGUUUCUGGGGGGGUGUGGGAGGGUGGAAAGUCCGCAAGCCUCUCGGCUUCGGCUCGGUGACCCCCAGGCCUUUGUUGUAUAAAGGCCCGGGGCUCUCGCGGGGGUUUUGUACAGUGUUUUCCUUUGGUGAUGUAUCUCGUUUUUGGUUUUUUUUGUAUGAAAUGUAAUGCUACGUGUACAACACGU